Molecule: messenger RNA, 1865 nt
Organism: Rhododendron vialii
Lineage: Eukaryota; Viridiplantae; Streptophyta; Magnoliopsida; Ericales; Ericaceae
Product: zinc finger CCCH domain-containing protein 13
Exons: 11
Coding region: 309-1607 (432 amino acids)
Molecular function (GO): metal ion binding
Source: RefSeq, a predicted model, not a curated record
ACGACUUCUUCCAAACAAACAAGCCGGCAACUCGUAUUCCAUUCGAAAGCCGGGUUUACUUUCGUUCUAUCCCUCUUGUAAUUAGGGUUUCUUCUGCGCUCGUAAUUCAGGCAUAUAUCGGACGAACUGCUCGAUCAUCUUCGUCACUCGAACUCGUAUUCUAGGGCUCGUUUCGAUCAAAGGACUGCUCUCUCACAGUAGCGUUACGAACGAGGUGUUGAUUCCUUAUUCUCGGCGCUAUUUCACCCUCUCUCUCUCUCUCUCUGAUUAUUUAAGGUCGUCCGCGAUUAUAUACAUACACAGCGACGAUGGUGGAGCGAAAGCUAUUCAAGACGAAGCUAUGCGUGCUGUAUCAGAAAGGUCAUUGUCAUCGCCAGACCUGCUCCUUUGCUCAUGGAGAUGCUGAGCUUCGGCGCUUUUCCGGUUCCUUUAAUGGUAGACGUGACUAUCGAGGCAAUGACUUCAGAAAUAGGCUCGACCGAAGGCAUUCUCCACGGCGGAGGUAUUCCCCUGGUCGAGAUGCAGGAGGUCGACAUACACUACGCGGAUACAGUCGCAGCAGUUCUCCUGGGAAAAGGAGUGAGAAAAAGCGUCGAAAUAGACAGCAGCUGGAUGGUCAAAGUGAUUUUUCUGGAAGUGGGAAAAUUUCAGAUGGGACUGAAGAUCAUAUUCAAGACAGAAAGCUGACACCCUCUGAUUCCAAAGGUGUACUUAGGGAGCAGUUAAGACAAGUGCAGUCAGACAUCAACAUGCUGAGUAGUCACAAAUCUGAACUUCAGACAUACUUGGAAGAGAGGGUCCAAGAAGUAGAUUGUCUUACUUCAAGAAUCCAGGAGCUAGAGAUGCAAUUGGGCCAAGAGAAAGAGGAAUGCAAAAGGAUUACUUCAACAAUUAGGAAGUUCGUUAAAGCGCAUAAUAAGUACAAAGGCUUACAAGAUCAAGUAAAGAGGUCGCAUGACCGACUUCAAAAGCUGGGGGAAGAGCUGGCCUCAAAUGCUACUAGGCUUGUCAAUGAGGAAGAUUCAGGCAUCAACAUUUUAAGUGAAGGAGAUAUUACUGGUAAUCUAAAGUUGAGCCCUCUGAAUGAGCUGCAAAAGAUUGCUUCUCCUAACAAGAAAAGGUUACGAGUGAAUGUGGAAACUGCCGAGGAGUUGAAAUCUGGAGUGGCAAGAUCAGUGAAGCAUUCCCGGUGGAAUGAGCAACAUGCUCAAUUUAACAAUACGAGGGAUGGGGAGGUAGAUUAUAAUGGAACCGGUGAUCAUAGGACUGUCGCCAAUGAAGCCAUUCCUAAACGAGGGAAGAUUGUUUUUGCGAAUGUUCCCUCUGCAGAAAAGUCCAAGGGUUCUGAACAGGGCUUGGUGCCGCCAACCGGCAUGGCUGCUCAUGCAGUUGAUGAAGGUCUCGAAACGAUGGAAGUGGAGGGCGAUCUUGACGUUUUUGAAACAGCUUCGACAGCAGUUGAGAAAGGAGCUACAUAUGGGGUGCCAGGCUUGCCAUUUCCUCUGCCGCCACCGCCUCCUCCACUCUCUCACCAUGCAUAUUCAAAGUACAAGGACGAGGAUUUGAAGGCCCUUGAGGAGGAGAUGGUAGAAGUGGACGUUGUUUAAUGUUUUUCACCAUCAUGAAUGUCUUCGUUUCGCAGUUCCUAAAACUCUAGCCUUCUUUGAUAAUCAUGUAGGUUGGGAGGACUGGUGUUUUCAGGUGUAAUUAACAUUCCUCAAAUUUUUUUUUCUUUUUUCUUUUUGUUUAUGUAGAAUGCUUGGAAUUCGGAGAAAGUUGAGAGUUUUUUUGUGUGCUGAAAGCUUGUAAUGAAUGGAAAAACCUCAAAACGAGGGAAUUUUGAAUAGGAAGUAGAUUGAUGCCUA